Molecule: messenger RNA, 3156 nt
Organism: Symbiodinium natans
Lineage: Eukaryota; Dinophyceae; Suessiales; Symbiodiniaceae
Source: the annotation of a GenBank genome assembly
AUGGACCGCGAUGAAAUACAUCAUAAAAUGAGCAAGAAGGUCGCUCAGCUCACAAAGGUGAUUUUCCACUUGAAUACGAGAAAUGAUGAGGCGGAUCAGCAUCUCGCUGCAGUGUCUCAGGCUUACGAGACGGAGGUGGAGCAAAUUCUAAGGGAUGCCAACUCCAAGGUUCGUCGUUUGGCCGAGGCAGUCGAGUCAGGUCAUGGGAGCAAAGCUGCAAAAGAGCUGGAGGCUCUCAAAUCGAGCCACGAAGAAGAGAAGCGUGAAGCUUUGAAAGAGAUUCAGAACAUAAAAUCUGCCGCCUCUGCACGCGAAAGCAAAAACACGGCGAUGUGGAAAGAACGCCUCAACAACAUGAGCGCAGAGGUUCAGGCAGUGAAACAGCAAUGCCAAGUGCAAGCUUCGCAGUUCAAGGCGGCCUUGGACAGAGUUCAGGACGGGCAGGGAGCAGAGCUGGCCGAUCUCCGGUCGCGCCAUGAAGCGGAACUGCUUCGACUACGAGCCGAGCACGAGGCAGAAGUUAGCCGGCUGACGGAAGCCUCCGAAGCCUCUACUGCCCGUGAGGCAGAGCUGCGGGUGAACAUCGACCAGCAGAAGGCGGACUUCACAAGAGACCUUGACACGGAGCGCACACGGUGCCAGGAGCUACAGAUGCAGCUCGACAAUGCCAAGAGAAGCUUGGAGGCCAGCAUGGCUUCCGGAGAUGAAGCCCUGAAGGCUGCUUUGACGGAGAAAGACCAGCUCACCGUGCAGUUGAAAGCAGCAGAAGAUGAGCUGGCCACCAUGCGUGAAGCGGUCAGUGAAGCCAACAUGGCCUUGCAGAGUCGAGACAAGGACAUACUGCUCUUGAAGGAAUCCGUAGCGCAGCUUGAGGAGACCUGCAAAGGCCUCAAGGCAGAAGGCGACACCCUCAAGAGAAACCUCGUUGACUCGCAGGAGGAGCUUGCAAGACUUCAAAGAAAGCAUGAGGAGCUGCUCGACAAGUCACAGCGAGAUCAAGGCCGUCUGGAGGCAAAUGCUGGAGCAGAACGGCAGCGCUUGGAGGAGGAGCUGAAGGCUGCAAGAGAGCGAGAAGCUUCCCUCAAGGCUGAAGUCGUCUCCUACAAGGCUGCCGAGGCCGAGCUGAACCUCGAGUUGACCAAAGAGAGGGAGGAGGUUAGCAAGGCACAGAGUCGCAUCAAGCAGCAGGUGGAAGAGCUUGAACGCCUUCAGAAGGCCCUUGCAGAAGCUGACGCUCGCCGCGAGGAGCUUGCGCGUGAAGGCGGCUCCGAGCUUCAUCGGCUGCAGGCCCAGCUUGAGGAACAGAAGGCACUAGUGGUGGAUUGGCAAGCCAGAUUUUCAGAGCGAGAAGCUGACCUGCAAAGCCAGCUGGACAAGGCGCAAGCCGAAGCCACUCGUGAAUUGGAAGCCUCCAAAGCUGCACAUGCUGAUGCGGUGUAUGCCCUGGAGAGGACACAUGAGCGUGACCUCUCCGAGAUACAGGAAGCGAAUGCUGCCGAGCUGGCUUCUCUGCGAGCCGAGCUUGAAGCAGAGGUCGAGCGCCUCCGCCGUCAGCUGCAAAGCUCUGAUCAGGAUGGCCGACGCAUGUUGGAGGCAAGGGAGGCGGAGCUGGUCGAACUUCAGACCAAGCUCAAGGACGUGGAGUUGAAACUGGAAGAAGCUCGAAAGCAGGCUGAGGAGGAGAAUCGCCUGAAGUGCACGCUAGAAGAGCAGCUGGCAGCCAAAGGUGCCGAAUUGCAAGCUCUCCGAGGCGAAGUCGAGCAGAAGCAGGGCUUGCAUGUAGCAGAAAUCGAGCGUUUGCACAGCGAGGCUAGGAAAGAAGCAGCGCUGGCAGCUGAGAAGCAUCAAAGAGAAGUUCAGCACUUGCGAGAGGAGAUGAUGAAGGCGUUAGAAAGCCGCGGCCGCGAAGGCCUCGAGGAAGUGCACAGGCUCCAAGACGAGAUCAGGCGCCUUCAAGACGCCCACGAGACAGAGACAAGGAGACUGAAGCAGAAGAUCGAAGAGCUAGAGGAGGCGCUUCAGGCUGCAACGCGAGAUGCGCAGGCGGAGGUGCAACGGAUAACUGGCUCCUACCGCAUGGAGGUGGAGAAGGUCAAGACUGAGGGUGUGGAGAUGGUCCAGAGACUACAUGUCGAGCACGAGGCAAAGCUGAAUGACGUUUUCAAAACUCAGUCAGUGGCCUUGGACCAGUUGCAACAAAAGUUGGGAAAGUCCCAUCAGGAGCGAGUGGACGAGAUGCGGCAAAAGCACCAACGAGAAAUCGACAGUCUGAAGACCACGCAUGCUGCUGAAGUGCGGGAAGCUGCUGCUGCUCACAAUGCCGCUAUGCAGGAGGUUCGUGCUGAGAAGACAAGGGCCGUGCAAGAGCUGGAAGCAUCUGCCAAAGCAGCAGCUGCAAGGCAUUCUGAAGCAAUGCAGACCAUCAGCGCGGAACUCGCUGGAGAGCGCGAGCAGCUUGCCGCCAGCCGUGCCCAGGUGGCCAAGCUGAACGAAGAUUUGCAAACCUCUCGGACAGCUAUGGCUCAGCUGGAGGAGCAGUUCAAGGUCACCGUUGCAAAGCAUGACGAAAUGAUGAGGCAUCAACAACAGGAGUUCGAUCGGGAGAAGCGCAACAUUAAAGAGCAGCACAAGCGAGGAGUCGAGCAGCUUCUUGAGGCGCACUUGAAGGAGACCGUCGAGUUGAAGCAGCAGUUUGACAGGGCCCGGCAGCUGCAGGAGAUGCAAAUCGAUAUGCUCCAGAAAAGAAUUGUGGAGCUUCAGGAGUUGUAUGAGUCGAGGCCCUCACGAGAAGAGGACUUGGAGCUCAUCGCCCAGUUGGAAAAGGAUCUGGAUGAGAAAACUGCCCAAGUGAAGAAGCUCCUCGAUGAUAUGCAGUUCUACAAGCUUGAGCUAGUGAACCGUGAGCAGAAUUACAACAAGGUCUUUGGUGCAGCACCCACUGUCGGCAUCAUGAAUCCAAUCGCGGCAAAGAAGCCCGCCAAUGGCGGACAACCGCAAAUGCGUGUCGUCCAACAGCCUGGGUCAGGAAUGGCUGCAAUGAACGUGGGCCUGCCUCCGCUCGGGAUGACGCCUGGCCCGACACGGAGCAGUAGCAACAAGCCCAUGCAGAAGAGACCUUCCAGCGGAAGCAUGCGACGGGCAGGGUCCAUGGAGUGA